This is a messenger RNA of Bipolaris victoriae FI3, 1089 nucleotides long. RefSeq lists its product as hypothetical. The transcript has 6 exons. The record is from RefSeq and is a predicted model, not a curated record. NCBI's taxonomy places the organism in Eukaryota, Fungi, Ascomycota, Dothideomycetes, Pleosporales, Pleosporaceae. Bases 1 to 1089 code for a protein of 362 amino acids.
AUGUCUGGCCACGACGCGGCGGACUCAGCGACCAACGCCCUCGGCAGCGAUGCGCGACCGGCUUUUGUGACACCGCGAGAUUUACUCCAGCAAUCCCGCGCCCCCUUGCCCUCUAAAGAGCAACCGCGUCAGCUUUCGGCUAUCGAUCGUGAGCAGCUGGACGGUCUGAGAACCAUUCGAGCUUUUCUCAAGGCGAGGACGAGCUAUGACGUGCUCCCUAUCAGCUACCGCCUCAUCGUGUUCGAUACUGCCCUGUUGGUAAAGAAGAGUCUGAAUAUCCUGAACCAGAAUGGCAUCGUCUCAGCGCCGCUGUGGGACUCCAAGUCAUCUACUUUUGCCGGCCUUCUCACAACAUCCGACUACAUCAACGUCAUCCAGUACUACUGGCAGAACCCAGAUGCGCUGGCUCGAGUAGAUCAGUUCCGCCUGAACAGCUUGCGAGACAUCGAAAAGGCACUCGGCGUCAAGCCCAUAGAAACCAUUUCUAUUCACCCCGACCGUCCCGUAUACGAAGCAUGUCGUAAGAUGCUCGAGUCGCGCGCCCGGCGUAUACCAAUCGUCGACAGCGAUGACGAGACACAUAGGACCAUGGUCGUUAGUGUCAUUACACAAUACCGCAUAUUGAAAUUUAUCGCGGUGAACGUCAAGGAGACGCAGAAGCUACGCAAGCCGCUUAGGGAGCUGAACGUUGGCACGUAUACCGAUCUCGCAACCGCAUCCAUGGAUACCCCUGUCAUGGACGUCAUACACAUGCUUGUCAAGAAAAGCAUAUCGAGCGUUCCUAUCUUGGACAAACAAGGAACUGUGCUCAAUGUGUUUGAAGCCGUCGAUGUGAUAGCGCUCAUCAAGGGCGGUGUAUACGACGACCUGAACCUAACGGUCGGCGAUGCUUUGUUGAAGCGUUCAGAUGAUUUCCCUGGCAUAUUCACCUGCUCGCUGAACGACAACAUGUCAACAAUCUACGACACAAUCCGCAGGUCACGCGUGCACCGCUUCGUGGUCAUUGACGAGAACAGCAAACUCAAGGGCGUCGUUACGUUGAGCGACGUGCUCGAACACACUCUGCUUGAAGGCAUGGAAGACGAGUAG